Molecule: messenger RNA, 7331 nt
Organism: Prinia subflava (tawny-flanked prinia)
Lineage: Eukaryota; Metazoa; Chordata; Aves; Passeriformes; Cisticolidae
Gene: RUFY2
Product: RUN and FYVE domain containing 2
Exons: 18
Coding region: 2274-4046 (590 amino acids)
Cellular component (GO): cytoplasm
Molecular function (GO): metal ion binding
Source: RefSeq, a predicted model, not a curated record
GGCCGCCGGGGAGCGCGGGCCGAGGCUCGGGGCGAGCGGGCGCGGGCGGGCAGCGGCCCCGCGGGGUGCCGGGCCCGCAGUGCGGGCGGAGCCGCCGUGAGGGGGCCGCGGCCGGCGGAGAGGCCGCCGCUGCCGCAGGGACGGCUCCUGCAGCCCGCGGCCGGAGCCGUGCGCGGGGCCCGGCCGCUCGUCCGGCCGGGAGCAGUGUCCCCUCACGGGCCGAGCCGAGCCUCUCAGAGCCGGCGAUGCUGGCGGCACCAGGGUUACCCGCAAGGAGCCCUUUGGGAGCCGCUGCUUCGGGGAGGAGAGCCCUGCAGAGCUUGUCCCUCUCCCCGGAGCACCCCACACUGCACCCGAGCAGCAGCUAGGGUUUAGGAUUUCAGACACGAUGUUAAAUUCUAAAUCUUGGUUUGAAAUUUUACAAAAUUCGUCUAUCGUUUAUUUUUUUUCAAGAAGCAGGUGAAGAAAAACACGCAGGUAGACCGCACUUUAAAACAGACCUUAAAUGCGUUUCGCCUCAGAAGGAGCAGACAGGAGGGCUGAUAGGUAAAAGGACAACAGAUAAAGAAGUCUGUCUGAGGAGGAUCAGCUCCACAAGUCAAAAUGAGGUCACCUGACAAAGGAAUUUUCACGAUGCCUUUGGGGAAAUAGAAAGGAUAUGUAGCAACGGAUGGCUGAAGUCUGCAUGGAUCAAGGCUUUUCGCACAGCAACUCUCGUAUUGAACAGUCAGUAGCAAAGCUAAUAAAAAAGCAGGAUGUCUGCUUUGCCAGCAGAAAGCUGCUGUUGUUGCAAGGCUCCACCUGUCCCAGCCAGGGGUGCUGUGCUGGGGCUGCUCCUGGUAGGGCUGCUCAGCCCCCGGCAGCUGAGCAGGAAGGAAGGAAGGGACAAAGCAGUGGCUGCUAACUGGUACAAAUUUGCCAGAGCCCUGUCUCUCAUUAUCUGAUUGUUUUCUGAUGUCUUCUGGGGUUUUCUGUUGAAGUCCUGGGGAACUAUAAAAGCAGUUUUUAAGGCUGUCACAGGUACAUAAUCUCAGACAUUAUUUUUCCUAGAAAGCAGAGAUAGGUAACAUUUCUUGCUAGUAGGGUAGUUGGGUAUUUGGCAGGCAGCUAGGGAAACAGAAUAUUAGAAAGCAGUUUUCAGGGUUUCUAAUAUCCAGUCCCUAAAUACCUCGAGUCUGCAGGAAAUGAGACAAGUCAUUUCAUUGCUGUUGAGGAACUGAGAGAAUAUCCAUCUGUUAUGAUCACUUGGGUUCUUUGUCCUUUCUGAUGUGCAAACAGAUACAGUCCUGUACCAAUACCCAGUUUUGCAAAGGAACAGGGUCACUUUUUUUUCUCAGAUGCAAAUCUUUCAUUGACACCUGCGUCUCAAUGUCUUGAAAAAAGUUUGGUUUUCUACUUCACUUGUUGGAUUUAAUUAAAUAGUAAAUCAUCAACUCUUCUGUUUCUUUCCAGGUUACUUUGAUGAUAGUGAAUAAACAGAGGCUUGUCUUGUCUCUGAGAAAAUAGGGUCUGGCCUGAAUGUUUGAAUUGCUUCAUUAUAAAAGAAAAUAAGCUUAAGAAUUUCCUGAGCACUCUGUUCUCAGUAGCAGGAGUUCUGAGAAGAGGAAUCUUGUCCAUUCUGUCAGACGAGAGGAUUGUAAAAAGCUAUGGAUUUUUUACUGACCAGAUUUAACCCUUAAAUGUAUUUUUGCAAUGUACGCUUUGUAAUGUUUACCAAAAACUUCAAGUUAAAGCAAACCCCUUAAUUGUUAAUAUUUUCUGUGUAGAAAAUACUUUGUGGCUAGAUGAGAAACUGAAUUUAGCAUGUAGCAUUUUCCAGAAAAGGCUCCUGAUUUAGUGGCAGAGACUGUACAGCCUGAGAAGGAAUGCAUGUGUUUGUGUCGCUGUGCAAUUAAAGCUACAGUGGAAAGUGAUUAUAUAGAAAAAGUAUGAUGUAGGCUGCAAUACACCAAAUAAAUCCAUAAAUUAAUAGGAAGGCUGCUUUGAUAGCAUGGGAGGGGCACUGGUUGCAGCCAUGCAGCAGAUUGGGGAGUGCAGCAGAGGUGCUGUGUUCAGUUGCAGUGGUUUGGCUGCUGCUGAGACAACGGGGUACCUGAAAACUGCCAUUCCCAGCCUCAGGUUUUCAUUCACCUGCUAAAACACUCAAAUGUGUUUUGGAUUGGAUGCUUUUCUAUGACAUGGUCAUUAUAGCACCUACUGGAUUUGCUCUGUUGAGUUCAUUAGGCUAAGCUGUAAAGGACCCUACAGCUGUAGAAAGAGCAAAUUUAUUGAACAUGGCUAAGCUGAGUAUCAAAGGACUCAUUGAAUCUGCCUUGAGCUUUGGGCGCACUCUGGAUUCUGACUACCCUCCUUUGCAGCAGUUCUUUGUUGUCAUGGAGCACUGCCUGAAGCAUGGCCUGAAAGUAAGAAAAUCCUUUCUAAGUUACAAUAAAACCAUCUGGGGCCCUCUGGAACUUGUGGAGAAAUUAUAUCCAGAAGCUGAGGAAAUAGCAGCAAGUGUCAGAGAUUUGCCUGGCCUUAAGACACCGCUGGGCCGUGCCCGGGCCUGGCUGCGGUUAGCGCUGAUGCAGAAGAAAAUGGCCGAUUAUCUUCGCUGCUUAAUCAUUCAGAGAGACCUCCUCAGUGAGUUUUAUGAGUAUCAUGCCCUGAUGAUGGAGGAAGAAGGAGCAGUUAUUGUUGGGCUGUUAGUUGGGCUGAAUGUGAUUGAUGCCAACCUGUGUGUGAAGGGAGAAGACCUGGAUUCACAAGUUGGGGUGAUUGAUUUCUCUGUGUAUUUGAAGAGUGAUGAUGACAUUGGGGGUAAAGAAAGAAAUGUACAGAUUGCUGCAAUAUUGGACCAAAAGAAUUAUGUUGAAGAACUAAACAGGCAACUGAAUAGCACAGUUAGCAGUCUACAUGCAAGAGUUGACUCACUGGAGAAAUCAAACACUAAACUGAUUGAAGAGUUAGCAAUAGCAAAAAACAAUAUAAUUAAACUUCAGGAAGAAAACCAUCAAUUAAGGAGUGAAAAUACUCUGAUUUUAAUGAAAACACAGCAUCAUCUAGAGGCGACUAAAGUGGAUGUGGAAGCAGAGCUGCAGACGUACAAGCACUCGAGGCAGGGCUUGGAUGAGAUGUACAACGAAGCUCGCAGGCAGCUCCGGGAGGAGGCCCAGCUGCGGCAGGAUAUGGAGAAUGAGCUGGUGGUUCAAGUCAGCAUGAAACAUGAGAUAGAGCUUGCCAUGAAGCUGCUGGAGAAGGAUAUCCAUGAGAAGCAGGACACCCUGAUCGGCCUGCGGCAGCAGCUUGAUGAAGUGAAAGCAAUUAACGUGGAAAUGUACCAAAAGCUGCAGGUUUCUGAAGAUGCUAUGAAAGAAAAGAAUGAAAUAAUUAGUCGAUUAGAGGAUAAGACCAAUCAAAUUAAUGCAACCAUGAAACAACUAGAACAAAGAUUGCAGCAAGCAGAGAAGGCUCAAAUGGACGCUGAGGCUGAGGAUGAGAAACUUAAACAGGAAUAUGUGAAUAAAUCUGAAAGCCUGCAGAAUGAAUUCUCCCAGAAGGAGAAACAGCUGCUUCAGCUGGAAACAGAUUUGAAGAUAGAAAAAGAGUGGCGGCAAACCCUAGAGGAUGAUCUUCAAAAGGAAAAGGAAACUGUAUCUCACCUGAGAACAGAGACCCAAGAAAUAGUUAACCUUAAGAAAGAGUUCCUUAAACUUCAGGAAAAGAACAAGCAACUGAAAAGCAUAUGUGAGGACCAAGAAGCUGCUCUCCAAGAACUGGCAUCCAAGCUGAGCGAAUCAAAGCUGAAAAUAGAAGAUAUAAAAGAAGCGAACAAGGCAUUGCAGGGCCAGGUUUGGUUGAAGGACAAAGAGGCCACUCAUUGCAAGCUCUGUGAAAAGGAAUUUUCGCUUUCCAAAAGGAAGCAUCACUGUAGGAACUGUGGGGAGAUCUUCUGCAAUGCCUGUUCUGACAACGAGCUGCCUCUGCCCUCUUCCCCAAAGCCUGUCCGGGUCUGUGAUUCCUGCCACGCAAUGCUUAUACAGAGGUGCUCUUCCACUGUGCCAUAAGAUAUUUGUCCAUUCUGGUCUUUAGCUCAUCCUGUAAAAACCACAACACCAACUAAAGAAUGUACAGCAGUAUUUCCAGACUUUCAGGUAAGCAGUGUGGAGUUGCAGUUUCAAGGUGCUGUGGACGAGUUUUACUUCUCUGCUUCCUGUUUAAACAAAUGGAGACAAUGGGACCCACAUGUAGAAAAUGCACAUCUAAAAAGAAAAAAGCCCCACACGUGUAUGUUGGUCUGCCAAAUGGCUCAGCAGCUUUUUUGGUAGGAAGCAGGGCAGUUCAUACAGGAGACCCCGUGCUGAUGUGAAUUGGAUGAGCAUUUUAGUUGGUAAGAUGAUCUGGAGAAAGGUGAUGCUCUGACAGGCUGAUGUGCCACAAGUCUAACCUAAUUCUGCUACAGUGUGCCUGUGAUAGGCUGCUGUGAAGCAAACCCAAGCACUAGCUGGUUUUAGACUGUACUGGAAAAAAGCAUGGCAAUGAAUGCCGUGGUCUGAGAAGUUCUUGCCAAUCCCGAUGUUCGUUUCCUUCCUCUCCAUCAGCAGGGUUUGGUACAUCCAGGAAUGCAGCACUGGCAGCUGUUCAGGCUGUGUUCAGGCUGUGCAGCCCCAGGUGUGAGGGGAGCUUUGGUCAGCCAGGGAACAAGCAGUGCCAGGGGCACUUGCUGAAGGAAGGAGUGUUUCACAGAAUGAUUUUUUCACAUGAACUAUUAAUUUGAUGUAUCUGUGUUUCCACUGAAAGAGCUGUUCAGCACAGACCUCUUGUCUGACAUUGUCUGUAACCUUGAACAAGUCUCUGCAUUAUUUUCAUGCAAGUCAUGCUCUCAAGCUUGUUCGUGUAGUCACUGCAUAGCUCUAGAAACCACCUAGAAGGACUGGGAUUAAAUGCUGGGAAUCACAUUCUUUCUGUGUUGGACAGGGAGGCUCUUCCUUAUUUUGUCACCAUCUUUCUCAAACUUUCAGAGUUGGUUCCUAAACUUCAUUUUUUUCCAGAGCACUUUUGAGCCCUUCUGAGUCUCACCAGCCUUGUCACUGAUGGUAACUUUUGCUGGAAUGUAAAGCCCUUGUUCUUUCCAUAGGCAGAUAGAGAUAAAAUCCUUUGAUCAAUUGCCCUUCCUGCACUCCACCCUCCUCCCUUUAGCCACUCCAGCCCUGGGCCCUCCACAGUGACCAGCCCCAGAAUUCCUCCAGCCUGGGCCUGGAGCAGCACUGCUGGCAGCAAAAGGGAGCUGCAAACUGGUCUUUAAGUUGUCCUUGCACUUUGUUUAGCUUGGCUUUGUCUCUGAGGAUAGGGAAUUAGUGGAUAUCCUAAAAGCUAACAGAGCUAUUAUUUUUAACACCUCAAUGUAGUUGCUCAUGUAGCUUUUGUAAAGCAGAAUGUUUUUAAAACGACCUGAUGUAACUUUUUGUAAAAUACCACACAAAUACUUGUAAAUCUGUAAAUAACUUUUGGAAAAAAAUAAAUUUAAGUUAUCUGCAACUUAACUAAGAGAAUAAUGUCACUUAAUUUAAAUUUGUAACUCAGAGUAUUUUAUUCUGACUUGUUCAAGUUGCUUAGAAAGCCUUUGCCUGUGAUGGGGUACCCUGCAAGAGGCACCAUCAGGUGCUGCUCACAUGUUUCCUUCCAGGUGGGCUUUACGUGGGGCAGGCGUGGAGGCAGCAGGGUCUGAUGCAGGGUGGAGAUGGCAGGAUAAAGCUAAUCUGUACUGAUUUGAUGAGGAACUUGUCAAAAGGGAGGCAACUAAAUAAUUUAAAAUAGGCAAUCUUUUAAAAUAAGAAUAUCAUGCAUUUCCAUAACGUGCAAUAAAUCAAUUUGUUACUUAAGUGCCAUCUUUUCCUCCCCUCUCUGCUGUGCUAUUUGCAUAGAAGUGUAUAAUUACUCAGAUUGCUGUUACUGACUGCAGGUGAGAUUUCUGCCUUGAACAGAAUGAAUGCUGGAUGUUCCACAUGGCUUCAUUUGCCUUGGCAUCAAACUGCAUACCUGGCCUGCUUUUAAGGUUUUUGGACAGCACUGUGACUAAUGCUGAAUCUUUGUCUUUCUGUAAAACCCUGCUCCUGAGGCGAAAUCCUUCUCACGGAGCACAGGAAGAGCUGUGCGGUACCCACGAGAACUGGAGCUGUUCAGGCAGGCUCAGAGCAGCCUUUUGCUCCUUUUGGAGAAUGAGGCGGCUCCUGCCGUUGUGCUCUGGGGGCGGUAGCCAGUCCCCAGCGGCACUCCCGUCUCGCUCCGGGAGCGGGGGAACGCGCGGCCCGCCCUGCCGGCCCUGGCGUGGCGCUGCCCGCCGGGGCUGCGGGACACGGCGUGAAGGGCCCCGGGCUCACGGAGCGGGCACAGCUCUGCCCAGGGCUGGCAGGAACGACGCCUGUGCCCCUUCAGAGCUGCUUCAGCGAGCUGAAGGCUGCUCUCGCUGCGGGGCCUCACUGUCCUGCAGUGCCAGUGCCUGGCUGGGGCUCAGGUGCAGCGGGCCCUGCAGAUGGCCCGGCUGUACUCCAGAGCUCAGGGAAGCCCAGGCCGCUCUCCAGAGGCGAGUCCCAGGCAGGUGCCAGGGCUGCUUCUCCAUGAUGGAACCCCAGGUGCUCCCAAGAGAGCAGGCGCUGCAGAGCUGCAGCGUUGAACUCUGCUGUGCCCGUGGCAACAAGAGGCUUCCUGCAAGUGCACCUUUCCUCCAGCUUACUAGAAGCUGCUUUCCCUGCAAUUGAAUUAACUCUGGUGCUACCACUGCCUCAGCUUUUCUGGCAACCAAGAACCCCCUAUUUCUGCAGAGCAACAAUGGUUCAAAGGGCUAAGGACUCAUUUUCCCUCCCAUUCCUAGCCAACACUGCUGCAGUGCUUGGAAAGCUCCCUGUGCCAGUUACCCUUUCCAGCUCUUCCAGGCCCUUUGGCACCCAACACAACCUCUAGUGAAAUAAACUCCAUUCUCCUCUCUCCCACAAGAAGACAUUUAUUACAGAUAUAACACAGUACUAGCAAAACAGGUGACAGACUUGCAAUACCCAAGAUCACAUUUGACAUUUUAAGGGAGGCAUUGAGGACAAAGCAGUUAAUUUGGGAGAUCACACUGGCUCAGAAGAAUAAAUACCUUUUUCCAUUACACAUCAGGUAUGUUAAGUGUCUUCAAACAGUAAGUUUCUUACAUAUCUUACAUGUCACAAAUGCACAAAGUUUUAUCAACAUGUUUGGGUUGUGUUUUACUGAAGAAGUAUUGGGCCUACAGAUAUUUUAGAAAUCUUGCCUUCUAAUGAGCCCCCUGUGUAAAAUGGCUAGGCAAACUGAAUACAUACAAAUCGGCUCUG